This is a messenger RNA of Blumeria graminis f. sp. triticale, 1437 nucleotides long. The record is from the annotation of a GenBank genome assembly. Lineage: Eukaryota; Fungi; Ascomycota; Leotiomycetes; Helotiales; Erysiphaceae.
AUGGCGCAAUCUGCGUGUGUUGAUGAAAAAAAAACUCGAAUAUGUCUUGUCGAUACCGACGGAUUUGGACAUUUCACUGAUGAUGGAUUUCUCGAAAAAUGGGAGAUGUCCAUCCGAGAAAAUGGCGGGAUACUUCAAGAGGCUGCUCGACAACUGCAAACUUUUCAGUCGCCAGUGGCAUUUCCAACAGAAACUGUUUAUGGGCUUGGGGCCGAUGCGACGAACAGUCAAGCAGUAAAGGGUAUAUUCCGGGUUAAAGGACGGCCAUCUGAUAACCCGUUGAUUGUUCAUGUCUGCGAUCUUGUCAUGCUUCGAGAUAUCUUAAUACCUGGUUAUGCUGCAAAAUUUGAUAAAGGUCUACCUCUUCCGUCUGAUCCAAUACCAGAUAUUUACAAGCCCCUUAUACAAAGAUUUUGGCCUGGACCACUCACCAUCCUCCUAAAAGUACCACCAGAAAGUCAACUAGCGCCCGAAGUCACAGCUGGCUUACCUACGUUUGGUGUGCGCAUGCCUGACUCCACUCUAGCCCUCUCACUUAUCUCUUUGGUUGGAAAGCCGCUCGCUGCGCCUUCUGCCAAUGCGUCCACAAAACCUUCACCUACAAUGGCUCAUCAUGUCUUACAGGAUUUAGAUGGGAAGAUUGACCUAAUUUUAAGUGAGGGAGCUUGUGCUAUAGGUGUAGAAAGUACAGUUGUCGAUGGACUGUGCGAGCCUCCGGCCAUUCUCCGACCAGGUGGAGUUAGUUUGGACGAAAUCAGCGAAUGUGCCGGCUGGAAUCAUGUUGUGAAAGCUUACAAAGACAAAAGCGAGCUUGGAGCAAAGGCUCCGAGGGCGCCGGGAAUGAAAUACAAGCACUACAGUCCUAGAGCUCCAGUAAUUUUAUUCGAAUCUGAACCCUCACAUACAAUUCUUUCGGAUAGUGACUACCAAAGCAAAGGCCCAGUUCCAGAGGCUGUCAAAGAGGUUUUAAAUUCAUACUUCCAUGAUUUGGAUUUGAGUCAAAUGUCAUCUAUAAUCAGAAAGGUAGGAAUUAUUUCGACAAAGUACUGGAACUUUUGUGGCGAAACUGAUAGUAUCACUCAAUCACUUCCAUUGAAUUAUUUAAAGACUUCUGAUAUUGAAGCCUCCGCAAAAAUUCCAACUAAUUAUUCGAUACAACAAGGGGAACUACGUCAGUUUCUAGAUCAGGCCUUUAAUACUACUUCUCCAAGCAAAAAUUCAGGGAAUAGUAUAGCACCAGAAAAAAUUGCAGACUUUUCCAAGAUAUCUCUAGGUUCAGACAGCAAGUUUAUUGCACGAAACCUAUUCGCAGCUCUAAGAGAUUUGGAUCAGAUUGGUGUAGAUGUAAUAUUAAUCGAAGGAAUCAAAGAUGUUGGUGAUAUCGCGGCAGCUGUUAUGAAUCGCUUACGAAAAGCGGCCACUAUUGUUAGUUGCUGA